Phragmites australis (common reed) is the source of this 1717-nucleotide messenger RNA. Its product is annotated as chaperone protein dnaJ 10-like. NCBI's taxonomy places the organism in Eukaryota, Viridiplantae, Streptophyta, Magnoliopsida, Poales, Poaceae. Bases 221 to 1405 code for a protein of 394 amino acids. The record is from RefSeq and is a predicted model, not a curated record. The transcript is spliced from 10 exons.
GGAGGAAAAAAUAAGUGCGCGAAUUGUUCGAAGCGCUUUAUGGUCGGAAUCCCCAUUCCCCAGCCGCCAGAGCACACCUCGCCCGUCUCGCUGUCUCGCACCACCGCUCGGGGAGAGGGAAGGAAGGAGGGGGGCGGCGGGAGGAGAUCUCGGGGCCUCUGAUCGAGUCGGAGCAGCGGGAGGAGGAGGAGAGAGCGGAAGGGAGGAGUAGAUUGGUCCGAUGGUAAGGGAGACGGGGUACUACGACGUGCUGGAAGUGAGCUCGGAGGCCACCGAGGCCGAGAUCAAGAAGGCCUACUACAUCAAGGCGAGGCAGGUCCAUCCGGACAAGAACCCCAAUGAUCCGUUUGCGGCAGCGAAGUUCCAGGAACUGGGUGAGGCAUACCAAGUACUCAGUGACCCCGCACAGCGCCAAGCCUACGACUCACAUGGGAAAUCUGGUAUUUCGACGGAAGCAAUAAUUGAUCCUGCAGCAAUUUUUGCAAUGCUGUUUGGUAGCGAGCUUUUUGAGGAUUACAUUGGUCAACUGGCUAUGGCGUCCAUGGCUUCACUUGACAUCUUUAGUGAAGAGGAACAGAUCGAUGAAAGGAGGUUGCAGGAGAAAAUGCGAGUUGUACAGAAGGAAAGGGAGGAGAAGCUUGCAGAGACACUGAAAAACAGAUUGCACCUCUAUGUUCAAGGAAACAAAGAGGAAUUUAUCCAGCUUGCUGAAGCUGAGGUGACUAGACUUUCUAAUGCAGCAUAUGGGGUUGAUAUGCUGAGUACUAUUGGUUACGUAUAUUCAAGACAAGCUGCGAAGGAGCUUGGAAAGAAAGCCGUAUAUUUGGGUGUUCCAUUUAUAGCUGAAUGGUUCAGAGACAAAGGCCAUUUUAUUAAAUCCCAAGUAACAGCUGCAACAGGUGUAAUAGCUCUUAUGCAGCUGCAGGAAGACUGGAAGAAGCAUCUCAGUUCUGAGUGCCACUACACCGAAGAGGAACUUGAGGCGUACAUGCAGACCCACAAAAGUGUUAUGGUCGAUUCCUUAUGGAAGCUUAAUGUUAUGGAUAUAGAAGCAACUCUAUCGCAUGUGUGUCAAAUGGUGCUUCAAGACAACAGUGUCAGGAAAGAGGAACUGCGAGCUCGAGCUAAAGGAUUGAAAACUUUAGGCAAAAUAUUCCAGCGUGUUAAGCUCAAUUCUACCGAGGGGGAGCCAACAGCAGUGGAGAAUACAAUAAAUAACUCGGAAGACAAUGAUGGUAGUUCCCCGGAUUCAUCGCCAAGAUCUCCCAGGGAACAUUCAUUCGAUCCAAAUCCACCAUAUUCCCAGAGUCCAUACGUGGAGGCCCCUCAGUUUGGCGGCUAUUCUUCAUUCAACUUCCCAAUGCCUACUGCCCCACCUGGCGCGCAGAGGGAUCCCGUUCCAUGACUGCUUCGAGUGGCAGUAACUUCGUUUUGUAUGGGUCGUCAUUUUGUACCAUAUUGCUUGUGUAGUAUAUGAUCGCAUGGUCCUCAUUUGUAUUUGUAACAGUAGUAGUAGAGUGAGGCAGCAGCUGGUUAUAUAUUGCAUCUUUUUUCUUCUCUUCAGUUGUGUAAUCAAUCAAUCAUGCAACGACGGCAGCCUUUGUGUUGUGUACAGGCAGGCUUGUUGUACAUGAACUAUCACUUCCUCUUUUUUUCCAAUGUGCCUAUGGGUGCAUAAUUGUUUUAGUCAAUGGCCCAUAUGUGAAAAUUUCGCAAA